AAGGCACCGCAGGCACCGCAUGGGGGACAUGGCAGUGCUGCUGGCCUUGUUUGGGGCACUGGUGCUGUCGGGUGGGCUCUGCGUUAACCAGGAGGAGCGGCUCAUCCAUUACCUCUUUGAGGAGAGAGGCUACAACAAGGAGGUGCGCCCCGUUGCCUCUGCCGACGAGGUUGUGGAUGUCUACCUGGCCCUCACCCUCUCCAACCUCAUCUCACUGAAAGAGGUGGACGAGACACUCACCACCAACGUAUGGGUCGAACAAAGCUGGACUGAUUACCGUCUGCAGUGGAACACAUCUGAAUUCGGGGGUGUCGACGUGCUCCGCCUGCUGCCAGAGAUGCUGUGGCUCCCUGAGAUAGUCCUGGAGAACAACAAUGACGGGCUCUUCGAAGUCGCCUACUACUGCAACGUGCUGGUCUACAACACUGGCUAUGUCUACUGGCUGCCCCCCGCCAUCUUCCGCAGCGCCUGCCCCAUCAACGUCAACUUCUUCCCCUUUGAUUGGCAGAACUGCACCCUCAAAUUCAGCUCACUGGCAUACAAUGCGCAGGAGAUCAGCAUGCACCUGAAGGAAGAGAGUGACCCAGAGACCGAAAAGUAUUACCGGGUGGAGUGGAUCAUCAUCGACCCUGAAGGCUUCACGGAAAAUGGCGAAUGGGAAAUCAUCCACCGCCCGGCCCGCAAGAACAUCCACCCCAGCUACCCCACUGAGAGCAGCGAGCACCAGGACAUCACCUUCUACCUCAUCAUCAAGCGCAAGCCACUCUUCUACGUCAUCAACAUCGUCACACCCUGUGUCCUCAUUGCCUUCAUGGCCAUCCUUGUCUUCUACCUGCCUGCUGACAGUGGUGAGAAGAUGACUCUGGUGAUCUCGGUGCUCCUGGCCCAGUCUGUCUUCCUUCUGCUGGUCUCCCAGCGCCUGCCUGCCACCUCCCAUGCCAUCCCCCUCAUUGGCAAGUACCUUCUGUUCAUCAUGCUGUUGGUGACGGCCGUGGUGGUGAUCUGCGUCGUGGUCCUCAACUUCCAUUUCCGCACCCCCAGCACUCACAUCAUGUCCGAUUGGGUCAAAGAGGUGUUCCUGGAGAUCCUGCCCCGCUUGCUGCACAUGUCACACCCAGCUGAGAGCCCAGCAGGUGCCCCGUGCAUCCGACGCUGCAGCUCGGCCGGGUACAUUGCCAAGGCAGAGGAGUACUACAGCGUCAAGUCCCGCAGCGAGCUGAUGUUUGAGAAGCAGUCAGAGAGGCAUGGGCUGUCUAGCCGUGUCACCCCUGCCCGCUUUGCAUCAGCAGCCACAAGCGAGGAGCAGCUCUAUGAUCACCUGAAACCUACCCUGGAUGAGGCCAAUUUCAUUGUCAAGCAUAUGCGGGAGAAAAACAGCUACAAUGAGGAGAAGGACAACUGGAACCGCGUGGCACGCACCCUGGACCGCCUCUGCCUGUUCCUCAUCACCCCCAUGCUAGUGGUGGGCACUCUCUGGAUCUUCCUCAUGGGCAUCUACAACCACCCACCACCACUGCCCUUCUCUGGAGACCCCUUCGACUACCGGGAGGAGAACAAGCGCUACAUAUAGGGCAGCCCUGAGAGUGGGGGUAGGGUCCUUUCUGGCAGCCCCUCCACUCCUUCCUGCCUACCUGUUGCGGCUAGGAGAAAUAAAGCUGGGUGCUUCACAA
This is a messenger RNA of Lagopus leucura (white-tailed ptarmigan), 1670 nucleotides long. It is a transcript of the gene CHRND, whose product is annotated as cholinergic receptor nicotinic delta subunit. Gene Ontology annotation, cellular component: synapse; neuron projection; postsynaptic membrane. The transcript has 12 exons. The coding region runs from base 20 to 1570 and encodes 516 amino acids. Lineage: Eukaryota; Metazoa; Chordata; Aves; Galliformes; Phasianidae. Gene Ontology annotation, molecular function: transmembrane signaling receptor activity; acetylcholine-gated monoatomic cation-selective channel activity. The record is from RefSeq and is a predicted model, not a curated record. Gene Ontology annotation, biological process: monoatomic ion transmembrane transport; signal transduction; chemical synaptic transmission.